GCAGCCGUGUGUGCGCGCCGGGCCGGCGAGCUGCUGGGCGGGGGAGCGGCGCCCCAGAGCGCCCCGCCUAGCCUCCCGCGCGCAGCCUCUACCCUGCUCCGCCACAGACACACACCCACCAAGCACCCACCGCCCUCCGCCCUCCGCCCUCCGCCCUCCGCCCUCGCGGCCGCCGCCGCCGCUGCGCCUCGGGCAGCCCCAGCGAGCGGCAACUCCCGGGCUGGCGCGGCUCGCUUUCCAGCUCCUUCCGCGCGGCGAGCUCAGCCCCGCUCGAUUUUUCCUCUUCUGUUCCAGCCCUCUCUCGUCUGGGUGGCGGUGGCGGCGGCAGGGGGAUGGGGACCCCGCGUGGGGAAGGGGGUGAAGAUCGAUGAAGAUUAUUGUUCUUUUAAAGGAUGCCUUAGCUUCCUCCCGCCGCCUCUCCUCUGAACCUUCCUACUAGAGACUGUGAACCAGAGUCAGGGAUGUAAAGACAGGGGGAAAGCACGCCAGGAGCUCCAGCCAGCCGGGGAGACCCUCCUCUGUGGAGGGGAGGGGGAUUUCCAGCGACAGAUCACUGGCGAAGGGGAUCGUCGCGGGGAGAGGCUCCCUGGAGGGAGCGGGGAAUCCCACAGCCCUUUGUGGUGCCCGAGCCUAUGCCGCCUGCUGAGCGGGGUCUGUGGGAGCUAGCUUUGUCAGUGGAAAUGCCUGCCCCCGAAGGAUAUUGCUUCAGUUGACCUCAUUUUUUAAGGAUCCUGGCUCUGCAGCUUUGUCCAGUUCAAAAUGGCAGAAAAGGCUCCCCCGGGCUUAAACAGGAAGACUUCAAGGUCGACACUUUCUCUUCCUCCAGAGCCUGUGGACAUUAUCCGGAGCAAAACAUGCUCCAGGAGAGUUAAAAUCAACGUGGGGGGCCUCAACCACGAAGUCCUGUGGAGAACGCUGGACAGGCUGCCCAGGACGCGCCUGGGGAAGCUUCGAGACUGCAACACACACGAGAGCCUCCUGGAAGUGUGCGAUGACUAUAAUCUGAACGAGAACGAGUAUUUCUUUGAUCGGCAUCCAGGAGCCUUCACUUCCAUUUUAAAUUUCUACCGGACAGGGAAACUCCAUAUGAUGGAAGAAAUGUGUGCACUUUCUUUUGGCCAAGAACUUGAUUACUGGGGGAUUGAUGAGAUCUACUUAGAGUCCUGCUGCCAGGCCAGAUAUCAUCAAAAAAAAGAACAAAUGAACGAAGAACUGAGGCGAGAGGCAGAGACUAUGCGAGAGCGAGAAGGAGAAGAGUUUGAUAAUACCUGCUGCCCUGAUAAAAGGAAGAAACUGUGGGACUUGCUGGAGAAACCUAACUCAUCAGUGGCUGCAAAGAUCCUGGCCAUCGUGUCUAUCCUGUUCAUCGUGCUUUCCACCAUUGCUUUGUCUCUCAACACACUGCCGGAGCUGCAGGAAACGGACGAAUUUGGACAACUCAAUGACAACCGCCAAUUAGCACAUGUGGAGGCUGUGUGUAUUGCGUGGUUUACCAUGGAGUACCUUUUGCGAUUCUUAUCCUCACCAAAUAAAUGGAAGUUCUUCAAAGGCCCACUGAAUGUCAUUGAUUUGCUGGCCAUCUUGCCGUACUAUGUCACCAUUUUUCUCACGGAGUCCAACAAGAGCGUGCUACAGUUCCAAAACGUGAGGCGCGUGGUCCAGAUCUUCCGAAUCAUGCGCAUCCUCAGGAUCCUGAAACUCGCCAGGCAUUCGACAGGCCUACAGUCUCUGGGUUUCACUCUUAGGCGGAGUUACAAUGAACUGGGCUUGUUGAUAUUGUUUCUGGCCAUGGGGAUAAUGAUAUUUUCCAGCCUGGUAUUUUUUGCUGAGAAGGAUGAAGAUGCUACCAAGUUCACCAGUAUCCCUGCAUCAUUUUGGUGGGCCACCAUCACCAUGACCACUGUCGGCUAUGGUGACAUUUACCCUAAGACAUUACUAGGGAAAAUCGUGGGAGGCCUGUGCUGUAUUGCUGGGGUUCUGGUUAUUGCCCUUCCUAUCCCAAUUAUUGUGAACAAUUUUUCUGAGUUUUACAAGGAGCAGAAACGCCAAGAGAAAGCAAUUAAAAGGAGGGAGGCUCUUGAGCGGGCCAAAAGAAAUGGAAGCAUCGUUUCUAUGAACUUAAAAGAUGCCUUCGCGCGAAGUAUGGAACUGAUAGAUGUGGCUGUGGAGAAGGCCGGAGAGUCCGCCAACACGAAGGACUCCGCCGACGAUAAUCACCUGUCGCCAAGCAGGUGGAAGUGGGCCAGGAAGGCUCUGUCGGAAACAAGCUCCAACAGGUCUUUCGAGAAUAAGUACCAGGAGGUUAGCCAAAAAGACUCCCACGAGCAGCUGAACAACACGUCUUCCUCCAGCCCACAGCAUCUGAGUGCCCAGAAACUGGAGAUGCUGUACAAUGAAAUCACCAAGACACAGCCUCAUUCUCACCCAAACACAGACUGCCAAGAAAAGCCUGAGAGGCCAUCUGCAUAUGAAGAAGAGAUUGAAAUGGAAGAAGUGGUGUGUCCACAGGAGCAGCUGGCCGUGGCACAGACCGAGGUCAUUGUGGACAUGAAGAGCACCUCCAGCAUCGACAGCUUCACCAGCUGUGCCACCGACUUCACAGAGACAGAGAGAUCGCCCCUGCCGCCGCCCUCCGCCUCUCACUUGCAGAUGAAGUUCCCAACAGACCUCCCAGGGACAGAAGAGCACCAAAGAGCUAGGGGCCCCCCGUUUCUAACUCUAUCCAGAGAGAAAGGGCCUGCUGCCAGGGAUGGCAUGCUGGAGUAUGCCCCAGUCGAUAUAACUGUGAACCUCGAUGCCAGUGGCUCCCAAUGUGGGCUACAUAGUCCUUUGCAGUCUGACAAUGCCACCGACAGUCCUAAGAGCUCUCUAAAAGGCAGCAAGCCACUAAAGUCCAGAUCCCUCAAAGUGAACUUUAAGGAAAAUAGAGGCAGUGCACCACAGACCCCACCCAGCACAGCCAGGCCACUGCCAGUCACAGCAGCUGACUUUUCGUUCACCACCCCGCAGCACAUCAGUACCAUCCUCUUAGAAGAAACCCCCUCCCAGGGAGACAGACCCUUGCUGGGUGCUGAGGUUUCAGCACCUUGUCAGGGACCUUCCAAAGGGCUGUCUCCCAGGUUUCCCAAGCAGAAACUGUUCCCUUUCUCUUCAAGAGAGAGGAGGAGCUUCACUGAAAUAGAUACUGGUGAAGACGAAGACUUCUUAGAGCUCCCAGGGGCAAGGGAGGAGAAGCAGGGGGACUCCAGCCCAAAUUGCUUUGCAGAUAAGCCUAGUGAUGGGAGAGACCCUUUAAGAGAAGAGGGCAGUGUGGACUCUUCCUCCCUGCAGGACACAGGUCACAACUGUAGGCAAGACAUUUACCAUGCUGUGAGUGAAGUCAAAAAGGACAGUCAAGAAGGGUGCAAGAUGGAAAACCACUUGUUUGCCCCAGAAAUUCAUUCCAACCCAGGAGACACAGGUUAUUGUCCCACACGUGAAACCAGCAUGUGACUAGUUACAAAAGCAAUAAAUUAAAAAAAAAAAAAAAACUUGUUUCUUAAAAAUGAGGUUAAUAAUGCCUGUGAACUAAAAAAAUGGGAAGCCUUCCCCAAAAAAAGUGCAUAAAAUGUUAUUUUUGCAUGGCAUGAACAGUUUAGCUUAAAUACUGUUUAAAUAAAGAGUCAAGACUGAAUUUUGUAACAAACCAACAAAAAUGACUGAAGAACAGUGAACAAAUAAAAAGAGCUCUAUUAGGAACCAGUAUUCUGCAAUGUCUGACAUUUUUGAUCCUUUCAUUUCAAAUUGUAGGCCGAUUUUCAAGUCUUAACAUUUAUGUUACAUUGAAGCUUAGAAUUUUCAUAUGAAAGGAUGAAAUGUCAUUGCAUGCAUUCGUAAUUAUGAGGAAUAAGGUACUGUGAGCUUGCAAAAUGCAUAACUUUGUAAAUAAUGGGGCCUGGAUGCAAAAGUGUCAUGAACACAUGGAAACAAGUUUCUGAGACACAGGUAUUUCCUUCACAGCUACUGCCUGGAGGAGCUGUACAGACUUCCUGUUGCAAAAUUGCAACCUCUCCUUAAACCAUCUCGCAUAUCUUGCUUUGACUUAUAAAGCUCUUAUAAGUACAUUUGUUUAAAGGAAUACAGUAUUUUUUAUUUAUUUGUGAUAUAAUUCAUAGGCUGCAUUUUACUUUUUUGCUUCUGCUUAGUUGUGGCAUUUGUGGUUCAUUUAUAAAUCAUAGACAUGGGCAAGAUUUAAUGACCAGAUAUCAAAAUAUUUGAAAUUUUGCCAAUAAGUUAUAUAUCAUGCCACAGCCGAUUACAGGAAUGCAUUUUUUAAAAACCUGAAAUUAUUUAAAAGGUUAUAUCAUACAAUUAAAUGUUUUUAAUGGCAGUCUACAUUUGGAAAUUAGUUCUUUUAAGAAAUGCAUUUUGGCCACCUAAAGAUGACUGUAUUUUCCACUUGUAUCCAAUAUAACAUAACCUUUUCUAACUAAAGUUCUAAAAAUAGAAUACAGAUAUGCCAAAAUGGAAAUUCCAAAAAGUGACCUGACAAACUAAAAGCAGAGUCAUUUAAGUGACAUUGCCACCGCCACUCAUAGAGUUGGCUCGGAAAUUAGUUGCUACGAAAAGAACCCAGGUGUGGUAACGGGUCACCCUAUAUUUCUCAACAUGGGAUGUGAGGUGGGGGGACACCGCAAUGUGUGGGAGGAAGUUGUUCCUUUUUCUGGAUAUGAAUUACAGAACCCAGAGCACAGAUGGCAGUCACACCCUCCUAUAAUUACAGCAACUAGAAACACCCCCUUGCAUUUCCAACCUUUUCAGGGGGUGAUUGGGACUCUCUUUGUUCAAAAUGACUUUCAGAGAUUUUUACUGGGAACGGUGAAAUCCAGAGCAGUGAAGGCACUGACCAGAGAUUGCCUGUUGGUGAAGUCUGUGCUAGAACCCAGCUCAUCUUAAUUCACGUUGCUUCACAGGAAUCGAGGCUCUGGUCGAAAUUUGCAACCACCAGAUGUGUGAUUCUAGGCAAGCCUGUACAACCUCUCUUGGUCUCAGUUUUGCCCCAGUAAAAAUCAAGACAAAAUUGUUUCCAAGGUCCCAUAAGACUUUAAUAUGAUUCCUUGGUCUCCCAGGAAGGUCCAGAUUUUGCCUCAGCACUUUGUACCCGUCUGUGUGUGUGUGUGCGCGCGUGUGUAAAAUUCAGGGAAAUAGGAAGAUGCUGGGCCAAAUUUCAAGCACAAUAUAUUGUUUAAAGAAAAAAUUCUAAAUUUUUUUUUAUUUUUAAAAGGAAAAAAUAGCCCAAAUAUUUAGACUCUUAUUUAAGACUUUAAAGAAAAACAUUUCUUCAUUAACAGAAUCUGGUCAUUAUAUCUCAGAUAAGAAAACAAGUUUUGAUCUUAGUUGAAACACAAGCAGACCUACUGCUAAAAAUAAUUUUAAACAUUUCUUUUUUCACUGUGCUUAGAAUUUCUUAGUGAUUUUCAUCUUAGUGAUUUUAGUGUAUCAUGUUUCAAAACAUAACCUUUAAGAGUUUAUGGUCAUUAAUUGUUGAUAUUUACAUUACUCAUGCUUAUUUCAGUGUCUAAAGCUAAAUAUUGAUCAGUUUUGUAAAUAGAGUGUUUGAAUUUUCUAUCUAUAGUUUUUCAAGGUCAAACAGGUAUAUCUGCUAUUGGAUGAAUAGCAAAUAAUUUAUGAAAAUCAUUUUAUUUACAUAGCCUCAUAAAGCAAUUAUUUUCAAACGUCUCUUAUUGAUGAAUCUCAACUCUUUUUAUUCAUCUUUCUGUAUAAGUGGACUUGUCUUAAUGCACUAAGAAUUGACUGAUGCCCACCUUUCCUAUGUCUGUUAGGCCCUCUGCUGAGAACACUGCUCCAGAAUAUUUAAUAUUAGAAAGCUUGCCUAGUCAAAGAAUCCUAGACAUUCCUCCCUAGAAGCAUCCUCCCCAAAAUCUUUUUUCUCUUCAUUCUAAGGUACUUUUUUAAGUUUUAGAGAAUUUUCUAGUACAACCCAUGGAAAGCUUAUCCUUCCAUUUUUCUUAGUUCCUCUGAGCCAAAAGUCUUCAGCUAGGGAAAAAAGAAAAUGCUCCUCUAAAAAACAUCUUUGACUUCAGUGUUUCACAAGGAGGCAGUGUGGGGACUGAAGGCUCCCAGGAUGCACUUGUGUAACACUUCCUAAGCCUUUUCCACGAACUGCACGUAACGCAGAGAAUAAACAUGUGUGCCUGGAAUGGUCUGGGAAUGUCCCAAGCACAGAGUUCUUUUGAAGUCUUAUAUUUUACACUAAAAAUUCAUGUAAAUGCUGCAUUUUACUUUAUAAUUUUAUAUAUUCCAUGUGUUUAAAUAUUUUUAAAAUAAUGUUUUAUAUUAUUUACCAACUAGUAAAAUGGAUACUUGUAUAACUUUAAAUACGUCUUUUGUAUCCCCUGGAAAAAUAGAUCCCCAGUUUGAGAUGUACUGCAUGAAUGGCAGGAACAGAGACUGGUUCCCUGAGGGCCACUGGAGGUUUCUGCUGCUGAGAGCGCUCACCCCUUGUUACAAGUGAGAAUUAUCUGAAUGACUACAAAAUAACUCAGUUCCACAUAUGGCUAA
This is a messenger RNA of Macaca mulatta (Rhesus monkey), 6561 nucleotides long. It is a transcript of the gene KCNB2, whose product is annotated as potassium voltage-gated channel subfamily B member 2. NCBI's taxonomy places the organism in Eukaryota, Metazoa, Chordata, Mammalia, Primates, Cercopithecidae. Gene Ontology annotation, molecular function: protein binding; delayed rectifier potassium channel activity. Gene Ontology annotation, cellular component: membrane; dendrite; voltage-gated potassium channel complex. The record is from RefSeq and is a predicted model, not a curated record. Gene Ontology annotation, biological process: potassium ion transmembrane transport; action potential; protein homooligomerization.